AGCAAUGUCUGCCGUAGCACGAAGACCGGCCAAUGCACCACGUCCGGCAAGACCGGCUGCUCGCUACUGGAGAGGAAAGGCUCCGAAGGGAGUUGCGGAACUUUCUGAAUCCGACGAGGAAGAUGAAGUCGGGGAGGUCGAGGAGCAGGCUGAGGAUGAAGCUGUCGAUAUACCUCUAGGGGCUGUUGAAGCUUCUGAUGAGGAGGAGGAUGAUGAAGAAGAAGAAGGGAACCAACACCGGGCGAAACCGAAAGCCACGUUGGGCAAAAUGAACAUUGCUCUAAGGGACGUAGAAGUAAAGGAAGGAAAGGUUAUUGUAGCAGGUAGAGAAGAGUCGGGGAAGACUGCAAUGGAAGAAUCCGAGGAAGAGUCCGAAGAGGAGGAUGAGAAGGUGGCUGUUCCUUCAGCGGACGCUGAAGAAGAGGAGUCUAGCGAAUAUGAAUCAUCUUCAGAGGAAGAGGAAGAACCGCCAAAACCGAUAUUCCGACCCGUGUUUGUCCCCAAGCGGGGCCGCGUUACUGUGCUUGAACGAGAGCAGGAAGCACAGGAUAGUGAAGAAGCUCUGGAACGCAAGAAGCUUGAAGAAGAAGAGCGAAGAAAACAAAGCCACGAUCUUGUUGCUGAAAGUAUCAAACGUGAACUAGCGGAAAAGGAGCGAGAAAAGGAAGUGCCAGACAUUGACGAUACAGACGGAGUUGAUCCCGACGGCGAAUUCGAGGCAUGGCGUCUACGCGAACUAAGCCGCAUCAAGCGCGACAAAGAAGCACAAGCCGCGCGUGAACUCGAACGCGAAGAAAUUGAACGAAGGCGUGCACUUCCUGAAGAGCAGCGAAUGAAAGAGGAUCUCGAGCACGCAAAGGCAACUCGAGACUUGAAGUCGAAGGGCCAACAACAGUUCUUGCAGAAGUAUUGGCAUAAGGGUGCUUUCCACCAGGACGACGAGGUUUUGAAGCGUCAUGAUUACACAGAAGCCACAGAGAGCGCAGUUGACGUAUCGCUUCUACCAAACGUUAUGCAAGUACGGGACUUCGGGAAACGUAGUCGGACGAAAUGGACACACUUGGUUAACGAGGAUACCACCGUUGGAACCGGUGGGUUUGGAGGUGUCGGACUAAAACCCGGUGCUGGGAAACCUGGUGAACCCGGCAGUGGUUGCUUCAAUUGUGGAGGUCCUCAUUUGAAGAAAGAUUGCCCUCACAAUUCGGGACCACCAGGUACAGGUGCGAACAACGCCAAUGGUACUCAUUUAACGCGGAGCUGGGGUCAAGACAGCAGACGUGAUAAUGAUCGUUCAUGGAAAGACAGGGACCGUGGGGGUCGUAGUCCUCCACGACGCCGAGACUACGGUGAUCGAGAGCGAGAGUAUGACAGAUACAAAAGUCGAAAUGACGACUACAGAGACAGACAACGAGACGAUAAAUACUACGACCGACCCAGAGACUCACGGUACAAGGACCGCGACGCUUCUGAUCGGCACUUACGCAGGUCUCGGUCACGGUCUCCUGUAGGUCGUAACGGUGACCGAGACCACCGCGAACGCCCUCGAAAUCGCUCAAGAGAUCGCUCAUUGGAGGAUUCCCGACGUGGAAAACGCAUACGGACAGACUAAAAUGUCGCAUUACUGUAUACUGUUUUGAUUCUCUUUUCACUCUGCACCUACAGUUUAACCAUUUGGGAACC
Messenger RNA from Fomitiporia mediterranea MF3/22, 1680 nucleotides. RefSeq lists its product as uncharacterized. The transcript is spliced from 6 exons. The coding region runs from base 5 to 1609 and encodes 534 amino acids. The record is from RefSeq and is a predicted model, not a curated record. Gene Ontology annotation, cellular component: U2-type spliceosomal complex. Gene Ontology annotation, biological process: mRNA splicing, via spliceosome. Gene Ontology annotation, molecular function: RNA binding. Lineage: Eukaryota; Fungi; Basidiomycota; Agaricomycetes; Hymenochaetales; Hymenochaetaceae.